AUCGUGCUAUCGAAUCAAUUUUUAUUUUUAUAUUAUCACUAAUCAGUAUACAGUAAUCACGAUUCACGGUGUGCUCAAAAUUCUAGUAUCAGUAAUAAUUCUAUGUAUUCACUAUUCUAAAAAUUAAGUAAAUUUCGAAAUUCGUAAAUUUUUGAAUUCUGAUUUCUGAUAUCUAAAUGCCAAAUCCAAUUUACUAAUUUCAUUUUCAUUAAUAUUUUAAUUCUAUCAUACAUUUUUACAUAUUCUAUUGAUGUAUGAAUUGUUCUUGCACUUUCGUUUUGAAUACUUAGUGACUUGUUAAAUACGUCUUGUUACAAUAUAUAUUAUUAAUUAAUACUAAGUAUUAAUAAGUCUUAUUAAUUUAAAAGUAAAAGUAUAAGCUCAGUCGAAAUGGCUUCAUAUAUGUUUCAAAAAACUAUAACAUCAAUUUGUACAUGUGGCUUACAGAAACUUUUACCUGACCUGUUUUUCUGUCGUCAUUGUCUAACACUUCGUUGUGAUUUCUGUGUAAGCCAUGAAAUUGAUACAACUUACUGUCCUCAUUGUUUUGAAAAUUUGUCUUCAACUGAAGCCAAACAUAAAAAAAACCGAUGUGCUUCUUGUCUAGAGUGCCCACGGUGUUUUAAUACUCUUUCAACACGUUCAUAUUCUCGAACACCGGAACCUAAAAAACCACCUCAAAAAAUGUAUUAUUUGCUCUGUUUAUUUUGUAAUUGGCGAUCUCAUGAGCCAAGUAUACCUGAUCAGCCAACAUCAUCAGGAAACUGGCCAGUUAACAAAAAUCCAGAUGAUGGUCGUAUUUUGGAUCUAAUUAAUUAUUAUAAAUCUGUUUCUUUAAAAGAAGUGUUUGAUAAGCAGAAAAGGAAUACUAAACAUUAUGGUCGUAAUUAUAUGCAUUUUUUGGAAAAAUUUGGUUUAAAUGCAAUGAUGGCCCGGAAACGUGCAGGACUACCAAAUUUUCAUUCAGAUGGUACUGGUUUUAGUACCUCAGAAAUAAGUCCAGCCGAAGCUAUUGAAAAUGUUCCUGAAUUACCUAUAAACACAUUUGAAAGUAUUGUAGAUUUGAAACAAAUUUCAACUUUAGAACAACGUUUUGCUACUCCUGAACUUCAAGCAGAAAAUACAGAUGAUCUUUUUCCAAUUCGUAAACAUCUUCGAGUAAAGCAUUCUUUACGUUGUCGCGUGUGUGAACAUAACGUUGUUAAACCAGAAUAUAAUGCUGUAAAGUUUAAAAUUAAACAUUUAGCUUAUUAUCAUGUUCCCGAGAUAAAAAUAAUCAAAUGUGAACCAUUACUAGCUGGUAAAUGGAGUUCCUUGGUACUUAAGUUAUGUAAUCCAGCACAAAUAUCUACAGCUGUGCGUUUUGAAAAAUUAGAUUUAAAUUCUAUUAACGUAAUACGAGAACCUAGGCGACUAGAAGGGGAAGAUUUAAUAGCUACUCCUAAGCAAUUGCCAGAACCAAUUCCUAUUGUAUUAGAAUUACAGGGUGAUAUUAUAGUUCCCGAAGGUGAAAUAAAAAUUGCAGCUAGAGAUGAUACAGCUGAAUAUGAUGAUACAAAUGAAGUAAAUACAGACAAUGAUGAUCCAAAAUAUGUAUAUUGGAGAAAAGGCAAUAAAGUUGCAUUAAAAUUUGAAGUAAAGCCUUAUGAAGAUUUAAAAAAAAAUGAAAAUUUACAAUUAGGAUUUGUUAUGCAUUUUAUGUAUAUGGAUACAAUGUUACAUGUAAUUAAUCAAAAACAACCUCAAACUGUAUUAGUGCCUAUAAAAAUUUUACUGAAUUUACCUAACUCUUUUUAAUUUUUAUUUAAUUUAAAAUACAUAAAACUAAUUACAUUUGAUACUAAAAAUAUACUAGGUAUUAUAUAGUUUUCUGAGGUAUAAUCAUAUAAUUAUAAAUAAUGAAUAUGGAAUCAAUAUUUUGCUAUUGUUCUGCUGCUAUUAAAAAAAAAAAAAUGUAUUAGCUAUUUUAAGUGGAUUAACCUUUUACAAUAUAAAAUUGGAUUAAAAAUUUAUACACAUAAUUAUUAGUUAACAUUGUUUAUUUUUAUUGUAUGUUUACCUAUAUAUACCUUUAUUUACAUUUAAAAAUUAAUCAUAAAUUACUUACAUAAUAUAUUAAAUCAUAAAUAUAAUUUAAUAAUUUAUUAUAAAUAGUCAUAUUUUAUAUAUUCACACAUUAAAUAUUAGACUGUUGUCCAAACUCUUUGAUUUGGUAAAUAGGUAUAAAUGAACUAUAAAGUAUAUUUUACAUUGGUUCUUACAUCUACAUCAAUUACAAAAAUUUGUAUGUACUAUUUUUUAAAGGUUAAUUAUAACUACAUAACUUAUUACAUUUUAUUAAUUUUUAUACAUUUUUGUAUUAAUUGUAUUAUACCCAAUAUUCAAUCAUUCAAUGUGUAUGUUUAAAUUGUUUAAUUAAAAUUAAUUAAUUAAAUAAUAUUGAAUUUAUGUAAUUUUUUUUAAAUUUUAUUCUCUGGUUAAAAGUAUAUUGCUAUGAUUAAGCUAGGUAUAUUAAUAAAAUAAGUAUUAUAUUUAUUCAUAAAUAAAUCACAAUAAGUAGUUGAUUGUAUUUAGAUGAAAUAAUACUAUAAAAUGUAAUGAGUUCAAAUAUUUUUGAAAAGUAAUACUAUUAUUUUUAACAUAGUACAUUAUUGAAUCUAUUUUUGUAUUAUCUAAGUAUAGAAUUAUAUAAUAUAUAAUAAUAUUUAAGUUGUGAAACAGUUGUAUUUUAAUCUUUAACAAGUAUGUCAAGCAUGUUGUAUUUUACUAUAAUUUUAUUAUGUUACUAUAGUUUACUACAUGAGUAGGUGGUAGGUCCUAGAUACGUUAUGAGUUAUGUAUAAGUUUGAUAGUUGAUAUACAUACAUAUAUUUCGGAAAUUAUACAUACAACAUACUUACACAAUUCUGCAAACCAUUUAAUGUAAUACAUUCUUUAUUUUAGAUACUAUAACAUUUAUAAAAAUAUUUUUUAUUGCAUAAUAUUAAGUCACAAUUAAAAAACAAUAUAUUUUUUAUUGUCAUAA
Molecule: messenger RNA, 3025 nt
Organism: Rhopalosiphum padi (bird cherry-oat aphid)
Lineage: Eukaryota; Metazoa; Arthropoda; Insecta; Hemiptera; Aphididae
Gene: DCTN4-p62
Product: dynactin subunit 4
Exons: 2
Coding region: 391-1797 (468 amino acids)
Cellular component (GO): dynactin complex
Source: RefSeq, a predicted model, not a curated record